UAAUAUGGACUGCUGAUUGGUGAGUUCCUUCAUACAUCUAUUUGCUGCCAGCGUUGACUCAGAAAGACAGUGCUGAGUUCCUACAUCUUUAUGCUGCCACUGUAAUACAAGCUCCAUUGAUAAUUUCUUCAAGGUGACAAUGACUUGCAUAGUCUUUCCUUAUCUGCUGCACCAAAAUUUUCUGGGGACAAGUAUGAUUUCUGGAAAAUUAAAAUGAGACGCUUCCUAGUGGCAAAUGAAUUGUGGGAAAUUGUGGACAAUGGUUUUGAAGUUCCAGUAGCGAACGCACAAUUAAAUGAUGGGCAACAACAAACUUUGAGAGAAAAUUCCUCUAAAGAUGCAAAGGCUCUCUUCACCAUCCAAUCUGUAGUCUCAGAUAAAGUUUUUCCAACCAUUAUGAAUGCCACUACAGCCAAGGAAGCCUGGGACACAUUGCAGCUUGGGUAUCAUCGCACAAAGGAAGUGAGGACGGAUUACAAUCCAGAAUACGCACGAUUAUAUGCGGCAUUGCGCACUGGUGAUUGGCACGGCACUCGUGAAUUUCUUAACGGGCAUGAGGGAGCAUUGACUGCAAGAAUUUCGCACGAGGGUAAGAGAGCUCUUCACGUUGCAGCUCUAUUCGGGCACCGCCACAUCGUGGAGCAACUGUUGCAGUUAAUGUCAGCAGACAACGUUAAACUGAGAGACAAUAGAGGACUCACGGCUCUUCAUGAAGCUACUUACGGUAAAGACGUCCAGCUGGUAAAAUGCCUUGUCGAAAAAGGCAACAGGGAAUUACUUACUAUUCCUUCAAACACUGGUUGGAUUCCCCUCACACGUGCUCUUAGCGUUGGUAACAAGGAAAUGGCUGCUUAUCUUUUUUCAGUCACACCAUGGGAAGAAUUAACACCUGAAAAGGGAUAUAAUGGGGUUAGAAUUCUCAUCAUGUGCUAUUAUUCUCAGAUAUUGUUAGAUAAGGCUCUAGAAUUGCUGCGUUAUUGCCCAAAGUUAGCAGUAAUACCGUUACCAGCAAGCCAUCGUGGGCGUGAAUCAACUCUUUUGGAGGCUUUGGCAAGUGUACCUUCUGCCUUUCCUAGUGGGCGUCAACUCACGUUCUGGGAAAGAUGGAUCUUUAGAAGAAGACGGAAUAUAUGCAAGGUUGAUAAAUCAAAGUUAACCUAUAAGCACCCUCAUGAGCUUCUAGAGAUUGCAUGUAAAGAGCUAUUCAAAUUAAAUAUAGCAGAACUUGAAAAUAGUCGAGCACAUCUCGCAGUAAUUCAAGCUGCCAAAAUGGGGAUCCCAGAGUUUAUCAAGGAAGUGACAAAGGAGCACCCACAACUCUUCUGGGGAUGGCCAGACGAAAAUCCGAGAAACGCUAUAUUUGUUGGUGUUGAAUAUCGCCAAGCCAGUGUUUUUGAUCUUAUUCACGGUACGGUUUGGAAAAAUGCACUUGCGGAGAUGAAUGACGGGAAUGGUGACACUCUGCUUCACAUGGCAGGACUGUUAGCUCCGAGCGCACAGCUUCAUGAUAUCUCUGGUGCUGCUUUACAAAUGCAAAGAGAAUUGCAGUGGUUUAAGGAAGUGGAGAGUAUCACGCCAGCUCUAAGAAAGCAAUCUCUAAACAACGAUAAGAAAACUGCUCGACAAUUGUUUACAGAGGAACACAAAGAUUUGGUGAAACAAGGUGAGAAAUGGAUGAAAGGAACAGCCACUUCAUUUAGUCUUGUAGCUGCUCUUGUAGCCACGGUGGUUUUUGCGGCUGCAUUUACAGUUCCAGGUGGUAAUGACCAGAUCACAGGUUACCCUAUUUUCUCAAAGAAAAAGGCAUUUGUGGUGUUUGUAUUAUCUGAUGCAAUAUCGCUCUUUUCUUCUUCAACUUCCAUAAUCAUGUUCUUAGGCAUUCUCACUUCCCGUUAUGCUGAAGAUGAUUUUCUCAAGGCAUUACCUUUGAAGCUUAUCACAGGCCUUCUGACUUUAUUUAUCUCCAUGGCAUCCAUGUUGGUAGCAUUUUCUGCGGCGCUCUUUGUUAUGCUUCACGGGAAAGCAUGGAUUGUUAUACCUUUAAGUUUUCUUGCUUGUGUUCCAAUUGCUUCCUUCAUUUGGUUGCAGUUUCCUCUUUUUGUGGAGAUCACAAUGUCAACCUUCGGGCCAAGCAUCUUUGAUAGGAAUGCUAAUAAGCACUGGCUCACUCGAUAAUUCACUGCCUACCAGCUUGCUGCUUCUCAUACUGCUCCAAGUCCUUCAAUUAAAGAGCAGAGAGCAGAGAGCUACCAGUUUGAGCAUAGUUUAAUUUGAAUUUUUCUUUUGCAUGUUGAUCGUGCUUGCUACCAAGUUGUAAUUUGAUGCCAUAAAUAUGGACAAAUCAUUUAUCAUUAUGCUUAUGUCAAAUGCGGUGUCUUGUUAUGUUUCCUUUUUUUA
Arachis stenosperma is the source of this 2397-nucleotide messenger RNA. RefSeq lists its product as uncharacterized. The transcript is spliced from 6 exons. The coding region runs from base 214 to 2175 and encodes 653 amino acids. Gene Ontology annotation, molecular function: protein binding. The record is from RefSeq and is a predicted model, not a curated record. NCBI's taxonomy places the organism in Eukaryota, Viridiplantae, Streptophyta, Magnoliopsida, Fabales, Fabaceae.